Messenger RNA from Cyprinodon tularosa, 3730 nucleotides. RefSeq names its product extracellular sulfatase Sulf-2-like. Lineage: Eukaryota; Metazoa; Chordata; Actinopteri; Cyprinodontiformes; Cyprinodontidae. Gene Ontology annotation, molecular function: glycosaminoglycan binding; N-acetylglucosamine-6-sulfatase activity. Gene Ontology annotation, cellular component: cell surface; plasma membrane; endoplasmic reticulum. The record is from RefSeq and is a predicted model, not a curated record. The coding region runs from base 409 to 3015 and encodes 868 amino acids. The transcript is spliced from 23 exons.
GAGGGGGCAGCAGGAUGGAGAGGAGGAGGCUGUGGUUGUCGAGGCUGUUACCACGGGGAUCAUUGCUAUGACCGCCGCCACGACAACCACUAACAGGACCUGAGAGGAGGAGGAGCACAGGUUGUCAGUUUGGUGCCAGAGGCCCACGAGCAAGGCAGCCAUGAGGAGCAGUUAACAGCCGGAGACAAUGAGGAGAAAAGCAGAAGCUGUGAGAGAUUUGAGUCUGAAACGUCAGCUGAGAGGAAGAGAGAGAACGAAAAGAGGAAGAAAAAAGGAGAAGUGAUCGAGUCUGAGGAGGACGAUUCUGCAGUUUUCCUGCUAGAUUCAGAUCUUCAUGUUCCAGAGCGGGUUGGAGAAGCCACUUAUCUCUUCACCCUUUGAGUUCAACCCGACCUGCUGGCGGCGGCCAUGUUGGCCAGACUCCUCCUCUUCCUGCUCCUCUCAGUGAUGCUGGGUGAGGCUCAGUUUCCCUCUGGCCAACGGCUGAAGCCGCGCAUCCAGAGGGACAGACGCAACAUCCGUCCCAACAUCAUCCUGAUCCUGACAGACGACCAGGACGUGGAGCUCGGAUCCAUGCAGGCCAUGAACAAAACCCGCCGCAUCAUGGAGGAGGGCGGGACCUUCUUCUCCAACGCCUUCGUGACCACGCCCAUGUGCUGUCCGUCCCGUUCCAGCAUGCUCACUGGGAAGUAUGUCCACAACCACAAUACCUACACCAACAACGAGAACUGCUCCUCAUUGUCAUGGCAACGCCAGCACGAGCCGCGGACCUUCGGGGUCUUCCUCAACAACACGGGAUACAGAACAGCUUUCUUUGGGAAGUACCUGAACGAGUACAACGGCUCCUACGUCCCCGCCGGCUGGAGGGAGUGGCUGGGCCUGGUGAAGAACAGCCGCUUCUACAACUACACCCUGAGCCGCAACGGCGUGCGGGAGAAGCACGGAGCGCUGUACCCUCAGGACUACCUGACGGAUCUGAUUACAGCAGAGUCCAUCCGGUACUUCCAGGCGUCGAAGCGGACCUUCCCUCACCGACCGGUUCUAAUGGUUCUGAGUCACGCUGCGCCUCAUGGACCCGAGGACUCAGCGCCGCAGUACAGCAGCGCCUUCCCUAACGCCUCGCAGCACAUAACUCCCAGUUAUAACUAUGCUCCAAACAUGGACAAGCACUGGAUCAUGCGUUACACUGGCCCCAUGAAGCCCAUCCACAUGGAGUUCACCAACAUGCUGCAGAGGAAGCGGCUGCAGACGCUGCUGUCUGUAGACGACAGCAUGGAGAAGCUUUACGACAUGCUGGUGGAGACGGGUGAGCUGGAGAACACCUACAUCAUCUACACCUCAGACCACGGCUACCACAUCGGACAGUUCGGCCUAGUCAAAGGUAAAUCCAUGCCGUAUGAAUUCGACAUCAGGGUACCGUUUUACAUCAGAGGACCAAACGUGGAGCAAGGCAGCAUUAACGCUCACAUGGUUCUGAACAUCGAUCUGGCUCCAACCAUCCUGGACAUCGCCGGCAUCGACAUUCCUCCAGACAUGGACGGAAAGUCCAUCCUAUCCCUGCUGGACACCGACAAAUCAGCCAACAGGUUUCAGGUGAACAGGAAGCCAAAGGUGUGGAGAGACUCCUUCCUGGUGGAAAGAGGGAAGCUGCUUCAUCAGCGGGUGGAGGGGAAGGAGGUGUCGGAGGAGGAGAACGUCCUACCCAAACACCAGCGCGUCAAAGACCUGUGCCAGAGAGCCGAGUACCAGACGCCCUGCCAGCAGACCGGACAGAAGUGGCAGUGUGAGGAGGAUGCAUCAGGAAAACUGCGGCUCUCCAAAUGCAAGAGUGAAGGGGGCAGGGUCAAAAGCUUCCAAAGGGGCGUGUCCAACCACCGACAUCCAAUCAGCAUCAAAUCUCAGCUGUACCUUCCCAACUCAGAUGCCUGCAACUGCGACUUCAGCGACCUCCUGCCCACCAACCUCCGGCCCCCCAUCUUGAAGUCGUUCAAGAAGAAAUCGUUCUUCUCCAAGAAGAGGUUUAAAACCAUGAAGAGCUACACAAGAAACCGCUACAGCCGCUCCUUGUCCAGCCUAAAUGGUUACCCUGGUAACCACAGCAUGGUGGGCGGAGCCAAUCAGAGCGAGCCAGAUGACGAGUUCAGUGGACUGGGAGGAGUUCCUGACCAAGUGGUGCCAUCUGAUGCGGUGAAAGUGACUCACAGGUGCUCCAUCCUGUCCAACGCCUCCAUCAAGUGCGACACCGGAGUUUAUACAUCUCUGCAGGCGUGGAAGGACCACAAGCUGCACAUUGACCAUGAGAUCGAGACUCUGCAGACCAGGAUAAAGAACCUGAGAGAGGUCAGAGGUCACCUGAAGAAAUCCCGCCCCCUAGAGUGUGACUGCAACAAGUAUCUGUACAAGGCCAAGCUGAAGAAGAAGCUCCGCCUCAGAGGAGGUCUUCAUCCCUUCAGGAAGGACGGGGCCUGGAACAAGAAGAUCUGGAUCCAGAAGGAGCAGAAGAGGAGGAAGAAGAUGAGGAAGAUGAUCAAGAGGAUUAGAAACAACGACACGUGUUCGAUGCCCGGACUCACCUGCUUCACCCACGACAACCAGCACUGGCACACCGCCCCCUUCUGGACAUUGGGACCGUUCUGCGCCUGCACCAGCGCCAACAACAACACCUACUGGUGUCUGAGGACCAUCAACGAGACACACAACUUCCUGUUUUGUGAGUUUGCCACUGGAUUCCUGGAAUACUUCGAUCUAAACACCGACCCGUACCAGCUGAUAAACGCCGUCAGCUCGUUGGAUCGGACCGUUCUCAAUCAGCUGCACGUCCAGCUGAUGGAGCUCAGAGGCUGCAAGGGUCACAAGCAGUGCAACCCUCGCACACGCUCCGUGGAGCUGGCAGGAGGACGGACUGAUGGCGGCUUUGAUGACUACAGGCUGUUUGAGCGGAGGAGGUGGUCCAGAGUGAAGAAACCUUCAUCAUCCCGAACGCUAGGGCCGAUCUGGGACGGCUGGAAGGGAUAAGCUUCCUGAUUGGCUGACACUGGACCAGGCUCCGCCCACAGCAGCAUUCUGAAGGAGGGAGGUGUGGUCAUCGCCCCUACCCCAGCAAUCAGCCAAUCAGCUCCUGCAAUUCAUGUGACAUCACUGGGAGAGGCGCCAGGAGCGAACGCUUGAUGCACCUGUUCCUCCUCCUGCUCCUCCUCCUCCUGCUGCUCCCCCUGCCCUCCUUCAUGACUGUGUUUGUUUGUAGUCUAACUGUCUGUAAAGACGUUGAAGGACCAGCUGGUCUCUGACCUCACCACCAACGCGGUCAUCUCACUUCCUCCUUUGAUGUUACUGCUGGUUGCCAUGGUGACCAAUACUAACAAUGUCAUCGACCAACGUCUGUUCCCCGACCCAAAGAGGAUGACAGUGACAACAGGAAGUCCCCAAUCAGGAACCGGACUUAAUGAUGAUGUCAUUUCUUCUUUGCUUUGAUUAUUGUUACCAUCCAAUCAUCUUCCUCCUCCUGAAGCCGAUGGAAGCGGCCAUGGUGGGAAGGAAAUCUGUUUCCAUGGAUUCACACAGGAAGUUCUGCCUCUAAUUCUGAAAUUAUUCCUAAUAAUCCAAGAACAAACAACCACACCCUACAGCUCCACCCUAUAGCUCCUCCUUCCUUCCUUCCUUCCUUCCUUCCUUCCUUCCUUCCUUCCUUCCUUCCUUCCUUCCUUCCUUCCUUCCUUCCUUCCUUCCUUCC